Molecule: messenger RNA, 5150 nt
Organism: Equus caballus (horse)
Lineage: Eukaryota; Metazoa; Chordata; Mammalia; Perissodactyla; Equidae
Source: RefSeq, a predicted model, not a curated record
UUUUAAAAAGUGGGAGGGGGGCUGCCCGUCGAGAAGGAACCCCAGACCAAGGAGCCCAGUAUGUGGUCCUCUUGCUUCACCUGGAGUGUUUCCUUCUCGAGUAUAAUUAGCCUCUUGAAAUCUUUAUUUAUUUACUUUUUUCAAGGUAGGGGAGGAAGAGGUUGAGGUUUCUUGCUAUUUAAAGAUUUUUGUUUGAAUGAAAUUAAUGAAGCUGUCCCUCAGGUGAAGUUUUAUGAAGAGAUAAAAGAGUACGAAAAGCUUGAGAAUGAGGAAGAUCGCCUUGGUAGAAGUCGACAGAUUUAUGACACCUACAUCAUGAAGGAGCUGCUGUCCUGUUCACAUCCAUUCUCAAGGCAAGCUGUAGAACACGUGCAAAGUCAUCUAUCCAAGAAGCAAGUGACAUCAACUCUUUUUCAGCCAUACAUAGAAGAAAUUUGUGACAGUCUUCGAGGCAACAUUUUUCAAAAAUUUAUGGAAAGUGACAAGUUCACUAGAUUUUGUCAGUGGAAAAACGUAGAAUUAAAUAUCCAUUUGACCAUGAAUGAUUUCAGCGUCCAUAGGAUCAUCGGACGAGGAGGAUUUGGUGAAGUGUAUGGCUGCAGGAAAGCAGACACUGGAAAAAUGUAUGCUAUGAAAUGCUUAGAUAAGAAGAGGAUCAAGAUGAAACAAGGAGAAACAUUAGCCUUAAAUGAAAGGAUUAUGUUGUCUCUCGUGAGUACAGGAGAUUGUCCUUUCAUCGUCUGUAUGACCUACGCCUUCCACACUCCGGAUAAACUCUGCUUCAUCCUGGAUCUGAUGAACGGGGGCGAUUUGCACUAUCACCUUUCACAGCACGGGGUCUUUUCUGAGAAGGAGAUGCGGUUCUAUGCCACGGAGAUCAUCCUGGGGCUGGAGCACAUGCACAACCGGUUUGUCGUCUACAGGGAUCUGAAGCCCGCAAACAUCCUCUUGGACGAACACGGACACGUGCGGAUAUCAGAUCUCGGCCUGGCCUGUGAUUUUUCCAAAAAGAAGCCACACGCCAGCGUUGGCACCCAUGGGUACAUGGCUCCCGAGGUGCUCCAGAAGGGGACGGCGUAUGACAGCAGUGCCGACUGGUUCUCCCUGGGUUGCAUGCUGUUCAAACUUCUGAGAGGUCACAGCCCUUUCAGACAACAUAAAACCAAAGAUAAGCACGAGAUAGACCGAAUGACGCUGACCGUGAAUGUGGAACUUCCAGACACUUUCUCCCCUGAGCUGAAGUCCCUCCUGCAGGGCCUGCUCCAGCGAGACGUCAGUAAGCGGCUCGGCUGUCACGGCGGCGGCGCACUGGAGGUGAAAGGGCACAGCUUUUUCAAGGGCGUUGACUGGCAGCAUGUCUACCUGCAGAAGUAUCCUCCACCCCUGAUCCCUCCCCGGGGCGAAGUCAAUGCUGCCGACGCCUUUGACAUUGGUUCGUUUGAUGAAGAGGAUACCAAAGGCGUCAAGCUUCUUGACUGCGACCAAGAGCUCUACAAGAAUUUCCCCUUGGUGAUCUCUGAGCGCUGGCAGCAGGAAAUUGCCGAAACCGUUUACGAAGCAGUAAACGCCGACACGGAUAAACUCGAGGCCAGGAAGAGAGCUAAAAAUAAGCAGCUCGGCCACGAAGAAGAUUACGCGCUGGGAAGAGACUGCAUCAUGCACGGGUACAUGCUGAAGCUGGGGAACCCGUUUCUGACUCAGUGGCAGCGGCGAUAUUUUUACCUCUUUCCAAACCGACUGGAAUGGAGAGGCGAGGGGGAGUCCCGACAAAAUUUACUGACAAUGGAACAGAUUCUGUCUGUGGAAGAAACUCAGAUUAAAGAUAAAAAGUGCAUUUUGUUGCGGAUAAAAGGAGGGAAGCAAUUUGUCAUGCAAUGUGAGAGUGACCCCGAGUUUGUGCAGUGGAAGAAGGAGCUCACCGAGACCUUCACGGAGGCCCAGCGGCUCCUGCGGCGCGCCCCCAAGUUCCUCAACAAACCUCGAGCUGGGCUGCUCGAGCUCGCCAAGCCGCCCCUCUGCCACAGGAACAGCAAUGGCCUCUGACCUCAGGGCGGGGAGGGCUCUGGGGACCACGUGCCUGGAGGAAGUCCACCCCGGCUGCUGCCAGCCCUGGAAAUGGGCCCUUUGGAGAAGCGUGAGGAGUCGAGGCUGGGGUCCCUCAUCUCCGGGUUUCUUCCACCGUUGGGAAGACCCAGGACCCCGAGAUGCUCCCAACAGGAGCCGUGAGCACGCUCAGGCUCGGAGUCGGCCCACCUCCCCUCCUGCGUCCUCCUGACGCCACCGCAUCUGUCCGCACUCGAAACUACUGAGGACACGAAAGCUCUUUUUCUUUGCUACACACAUAUUUUGGUAUAUACGAACCUAGAACUCCAGACGAUUCCUGCUUGUCACUUCAAUUUAUAUGGCCGAUGUCAAAUGUAUCUUAGACUUGCCCAGAUGGCAUUUGCCUGUCUGCAGUGUUCAGUAAUGGACUGCCCCAGUGUUGUCAUAUUUUGUCUAUAAACAGCCACUGCUGACUCUCUCUGUCUCUGUUCCAUGCUGCUGAGGGAGGGGGAGAUCGACCGUGUGUUUCUUCUGUGCCUCCGAGAACUGACUUCUUCUUGUCCUGUGGUUGAAAGCUGAAGAUGUUUUCUAAAGAGGUUGCGCUGGGGCCACACAGGUAGCGGCCCGCCUCUGCCAGGGCCCAGGGCCUGGGGACCUCGGGGCGCAUGGAGCCACUCGUCACUGAAGGCGUCCAGCGGUGGAUCCUCAGAGAGGUGGACGGUGAUUCUGAAGGAGACGCGGUAGAGGUCUUGCCUUUAGGGCAAUAGCGAUUUUUGAGAAUGUUCGAGUAAACCAGCAGCACUUUCAUGGGUCCGGGUGUGUGUGAACGCUUGUGGGUGAGUCUCUCGGGUUUCACCAAUAAGCAGUCGUGUGACGCGGUAAUUCUGGUCCCUUCUGCCUGCCCUCAGGAAAUAUAGGAGUGAUGGAUGUGUAAAGGAAGGAAAGAAUUGCUCUGUUUGCCAUUUUAGUGUAAUUUAAAGUGAGUUUUAUUGAAAAAAAGAAUGCCGAAGAAUGAAUGUGUCAACAAGGGUUAACUGUGUCUAUUGACUCUUGUGUUGUCCUGGGUCUGUCCGUAGGGAAUGACACUUUGCACCGGUGGGUUCUGUGACAGGACCCCAUCUGAGCGUAGAGGCCAUCUGCCCAUGCCACCGGCUCCUUGCCGUGCCCUGCUCGUGUCCCAGUAAAGUGCUGGGUUAGAAGAACCAGAGUGCUUCCCCACGACGUCCCCCAUGUCCUCAGACUAAAAAUGAUAACAGUAAUUUUAAGAGUCCACAUGUUUGUCCUGUUCUUAGUGUGAUUUUGUUGUAUGUUUCUAAGUGAACCACUAACAGUGUACAUGACUUGACAUUGUGAUUAUCUGCUCCCCGUCCUCGAUAUUUUCAGUCGUCCCAAAUCUUUGUUUGGACAUUCGUGCGCCAUGUUCACUGAGAAAAUAAGUACUUUCUAGUGAAAUUCUAUUUUGAAAGUUUGGAAGAUAAUUGCUGAUAGAGUCUUUUAUUUCAUAGGAGUUACUUUGGAAAAGAAACUCUGAGGGUCACUGUCCGUCUCAACUACUAGUCAGAGUCUAAAUUAAAAUACGUGUUCUGCCAUCUGCUGUGUGAACAUAGGGGAGGCGUGCUAUUUACGCGGGUUCCCCCAAUUUGAAAGGGAAGACUAGCAUUCAAAUUCUGUUUAAAGCCAAAGCAAAAAACCGCCAGAGACAGCAAAGCAAUUGUUCUUUAUAAAGAGGGCGCGUCCUCCCAGGCGUGGCUGAUGACGGCUGUCACCGCGUGGUCACCGGCUCCAUUGCCAGCGCCCGCGUGCUCAGCACUCAGGUUGAGGAGUCGCUGUGCCCCAGGCCUCUGCUGGACAGGGUGACGGGCGCGUGGGGAGGGCACGGGGCCUCCUUCAGGGUCAGCGUCGCCCAUGUCACACCUAGGGCGAUAGCUACUCCAGUUUGCAUCUCUGAAAAAUAUGAUAUUUGCUCUGGAGUAAAAUAUAAGGUUCAUCUCUCUUUUAGAAAAGAAAGAUGAACUGGAAGAUAUCCUGAGAGUCCUUUAGCCUCAGACUUAUUCCUGUAAACUUGUAUGCCCCCCUCACGUUCGAUGUGUAAUGACCUGGCUGAGAAGUUCGUUACAGGGAUGCAGUUGACCACAAGAGCUGCGGGGGAUGCGGCUGGGCGGCCUGUGGGGCGUCUCGGCUGUGCUGGGUCUGGUUGGCCGUCCUGGCCAGGCAAGUCUUCCGCCCGAACUGGUGCCUGCAGCCGUUCUGAUGGGGUCCGUGUUUCUGCUGCCGGAGGCAAGACCCUUCCGGGACCCCUCCGUGCCUGCGCCUGGUGCCCAGGCGGUCACAGGAGGUGGUUGGUUUGCAAGUCUUGGUAGAUGUGGCUGUUCUUGGUUUUCUAUGUGACCCUUCCUGUGUUUGACCAUUAAAAAGGACAAAAUUCAGCACAGUCUUCUUAUUAUUUUAGAUUUAUCUGGGCGGGAUAUUUUAAUAUUGUCAAAGAAGAUAAGCGAAGUUGAUAUUAUUUUUAUAAAACUGUGUUAUAAGUCUUGAUCUCAUAAUUCAAAGGAAAUGAAUAAAGCAAAACCUAGAAAUAAUAGAUUACUUUAAGCUGCUAUACAACGUGUAUGGAAUAAAUUAAAAACUUUUGUGAAUCCAAGGUUAUUUUUUUUAACCUAAAGCAUUCUCUUUGGUGCAUUUAUUCCCCUUGUGUUAUUGGGGUUCCUGGGUUUUCUUUCUAUAUCAUGUUGAAGUGUGAUUUUUCAGCAAGACUUCUAGAAAUUAGCAUUGUUUCACUGCUGAUGCAGAUGUUCUGCUGUGACGUGUCUCUGAUUGGUCGACUCACUGUUGUUAUCGUCUCAAAUUCUGUAUCUGCAAAGAAGGGGCCAAACGCUGAGUCCUGUUGGGGGAAGGAAGCAUUCUGCUCAAGAAAGAGAGCGACCCAACUGGAAACAAGGGCAGCAACAGCAAUGAUCUAUUUUCAAGCAAGAUUCGGCUUGAUUUGCAGUUUGAAAUAUGCCGUACAGAUAUUAGAAACAAUUGUUUUAAGGCCCUCAGUGGCCAUUAAAAAAUACCGUUUACCCACCGACAAUGUGAUCUGUCUAGAUUAAAAAGAUCAAAGUGUG